CGAGAAUCGAGAAACCAGUGUGGCGUCAAGCAUGGGACGGUUCGUGUCGGUUUCUCGUGCCCAUUUCGUCUAUGCUGCUUCGUUUCCCCAUAGUUUGUAAAUAAAAAUUUACAUGAAAAAACUCGCGCGGUGUAUAUGACUUUUUUAGUACGUGUGUGAGGUUUUAUCGUGUUUUUUGUAGUGUAUGUUAUGUGACUAGUGUUGUUCUAAGUGGAAAAUAGUCCAACCUAUGGCCUGGAGUACCUGUCACAGCUUGUUUUUGAGUUUGGUUGCAAUGAGCUGAAAUGAUGAAUCAGUGCGCCUUCGUGAGCUGUCUACUGGUUAUCGCGCUUGUGUACUCGAACUUAAAAUCAGUAGUGGCGGACGGUAAUACCAAUUUCCAGUUCACCAAACACCUGUACAAUGUCAGCAUCCCCGAGAACAGUAUCGCCAAAACUUACGCCACCCAAACACCCGGAUCCGAUCUCAUGGGAAUCCAUCUCCCUCCAGACACGUUCUACGACAUUCGAUAUAAGAUAGUAGAGGGGGACAAAGACAAGUUCUUCAAAACAGAGCAUAGAAUAGUGGGUGACUUUUGCUUCCUGUUUAUCAGAAUUAAAACAGGGAACAACGAUGUACUCAACAGAGAACGCAGAGACAAAUAUAAUCUACAGGUACGAGCAUCUGCUUUUCUCAAAGAAGGAAAGCAAAAAGUCCAGUUUACUACAGACACUACCGUUGCAGUUACAGUUACAGACACUAACGAUCUUAAUCCGUUGUUCUAUCCUACUGAAUACAACGCGACUGUUUUUGAAGACACCCCAGUCCAUCAAAGUAUCCUGAGAGUAGUUGCUGAAGAUGCAGAUCUCGGUAGAAAUGGAGAAAUCUACUACAGCUUCAUUGAAGACACCGAAAAGUUUAUGAUUCAUCCCAUAACCGGUAUAAUAUCCCUAACGAGACCAUUGAGAUAUAACGAGGGCUCCUAUCACGAAUUGACUGUAUACGCACAAGAUCGAGGUGCUUCUACUAAAAGCGGUUUUGGUAUGUUUAGUAAAGCUAAAGUAAGGAUAAGAGUGCAGAAAGUAAAUUUCCAUGCCCCAGAGAUUAAGAUAAGACGACAUCCAGAGAUUGUUGAAAAUUCGAAUGCUGAUAUUUACGCCAUCGUUAAUGUUGCCGACAAAGAUACUGGAAUUCACGGAGAAAUCGCUAGUUUGGAGAUAGUUGAUGGGGAUCCAGAUGGACAUUUCAGAAUACGUCCGACGAAACAACCUGGCGAAUAUAAUAUAGAAGUUUUAAAGUUACUUGAUAGAGAAACGGCUCCAAACGGAUACAUUUUGCAAUUACGAGCUGUAGAUAAAGGCAUUCCUCCAAAAGAAAGCUACAAAUCUGUUCACGUUAUUCUUGCCGAUUUCAACGAUAAUGCUCCAGUGUUCAACAAAGAAAUUUACGACAUUAAAGUCCCAGAAUCAGCCCCCGUAAAUACACCUCUGAUUAGACUGAAGGUCACUGACGCCGACGAAGGAAAGAAUGCUCAAGUUUAUCUAGAGAUUGUUGGAGGUAACGAGGGUGGAGAAUUCAGCAUAAAUUCUGAGACUGGAAUGCUCUACACGGCAGUGCCUUUAGACGCAGAAAACAAGCAAUUUUAUAGCCUCACCGUCUCUGCAAUUGACCAAGGAAACGUAGCCACACGGAAACAGUCCUCAGCGAAAAUAAAAAUCUACGUGGAAGAUACGAAUGAUAAUGAUCCAAUAUUUGAAAAAGCUGAGGCCGUAGUCUGGAUAGACGAAAAUAUGCCAGCAGGGGCUUCGGUUACGACAGUGCAUGCCAAAGAUAAGGACAGAGGGGAGAACGCGUAUAUUUCUUAUCUUAUCGCUAAUCUGAACAAGGUCCCGUUUGAAAUCGACCAUUUUUCUGGGAUAAUUAAAACGACGAUGCUACUGGAUUAUGAGAGCAUGCGACGGGAAUAUGUGCUGCGCGUACGAGCGUCCGACUGGGGACUUCCUUAUCGACGACAAACCGAGAUGCAACUUACCGUAAAAGUGAAAGAUAUCAAUGAUAAUAGACCUCAAUUCGAACGAGUCGACUGCUUUGGGCACAUCCCUCGUAACAUGCCUAUCGGCUCAGAAAUAAUAACUCUUUCUGCUAUCGAUUUCGACGCUGAAACUCUGAUAGAAUACAGAAUCGUUUCCGGCAACGAAGACGGAUGCUUUUCCAUCGACGCUACUUCGGGCACUAUAAGCGUAAGCUGCGACCUCAACGAUAUCAAAGUAGGCGAAAGAGAGCUGAACGUUACAGCAACAGAUAACACCCAUUUCGCCGAUAUAGCCAGGGUCCGUUUCAAGUUCGUCAACGGUAAAAGAAAAGUGUCUGCGAACGGGAAAUCUUUCAGUGACGAGCUAGAACAAUUCGACUGCAGGGAUACCGGAGUGGCCCGAAAAUUAACCGAGAUUCUUGCGGAUGCCGAGCAUAAUAACAAACCUUCGACGCAGGAGGAAUUCCCAAUGAUGCCGACUCGCUACGGCCUGAAUGUGCACUCUCCCGAAUUCUUAGAUUUCCCCGUUGAAAUUAAGGUGAACGAAUCUGUUGCUCUUGGCACCACGUUAAUUAAGUUACGCGCCCGAGACCGAGAUUUGGGAUACAACGGCAAACUACUUUUCGGAAUAUCCAGCGGAGAUUUGCGAUCGCAGUUCUGCAUCGACAUGGAAACUGGAGAACUGAAAGUAAUCGGAUACUUAGAUAGAGAACGAGACAGCAUAUACUUCUUAAAUAUCUCUGUGUACGAUCUGGGAAAACCGCAAAAAUCUUGGUCGAGGAUCCUGCCGAUAACCGUACUCGAUGUUAAUGAUAAUCCUCCUCGAUUCGAGAAAACUUUGGCAAGCUUUAGAGUUACCGAAAACGCAUUAAAUGGAACAGCUAUAUUCAGAGCCAAUGCUACAGAUGCCGAUGAAGGUGACAACGCUAAAAUUACCUACUCCUUAGUUACAGACACCAAAGACUUUUCAAUAGACCCAACUAACGGUGUGCUCACAGUUUCUAACGCUCUAGAUAGAGAACGACAAGACUUGUACGAACUAAAAAUCAGAGCUACUGAUGGUGGCGGUAAAGGUCCAGAGAAUCCUCCUCUCUACUCCGAAGCUUUAGUCAGAAUAUCUAUUGAUGACAUCAACGACAAUCCUCCUAAAUUUAGUUUACCUAAUUACCUUGUUAAGAUACGAGAAGACGUGCCAAAAGGGACAGUGGUGGCGGUUAUUUCGGCUUCAGAUCCAGAUCUUGGCAGUGAAGGAGAGAUCAUGUAUUCCUUGGAAGACAGUGAUAAUGAAAAGGCGUUUAAGAUAGAUAACUCCUCCGGUACGAUCAGAACUACCAAGCUUCUCGACUUCGAGGAACGUCAAGUGCACAGUUUGGUGGUGUACGCUAAAGAUAAGGGCAACCCUUCGCUUUCGUCUGAGGCUAGUGUGACGAUAAACGUGGUGGACGUGAACGAGAACAUGCACGCGCCGCAGUUCGGAGACUUUGUGUUGUCGGGAAAAGUGAUGGAAAAUUUGCCAGUAGGCAGCUUUGUGAUGCAAGUGAAUGCUACCGAUGCCGAUCCGCCCGGUGGCGAUAGCACCAUUGAAUACUCCAUUAGAGGUGGCGAUGGUAUAGGGAUUUUCUCCGUAGACAACAAAGGCUUUCAACGUAUAAUAAUAAUGUCCUUUCGCCUAAAAAACAUUCAGCAGCUUUUAAAGCAGCAGCAAUCUACCAAUGAGGAUGCAUCGACCGAACAGUAUACGUCUGACUACACAGUUUCUGUUUUUGAAUAUGAAAAUGGUACCCCAAAGAAUAUGCUCGACAAUGAUGAACAACAAAACAAACAAGAAUAUGAAACAAACGUUUCAGAGAUGGACAAUGAGUUUUUUUAUGAUAAGAAUAUAGCUGUUCCGGAAGUUUCUAAGUCAACAAGUUCUUCAUCAUCUUCAAGCAGCUGUUGUAGUAGGCGUUCUAGUAGGUCUUCCAGUAGUAGAAGCUCUUCUUCGUCCUCUGAAGAUUGUGAAGACAUAAUUAACGAUCAGAACUAUGUACCAAAGAGUGAUGAAGAAUCAGAACAGUGUGAUAAAGAAAACCACGACGACGGUAAUAAUGAGCCUAAUCAAACCUUAUCAGCAAACCAAGACAUUCCUAUUCUUGUUACACCCCCAAAGAAAGGCAAGAAACGUCAACGGAAUACUGUAAACUGGAAGAGAAAUCUUACAAAAAAAAUGAGAAAUUGUGGUGAAGCCUACCAAACUCAUUCAAAAAACAAAAAGAUGAGACAAAAAGACAACUCUAUCAACACGUCUAACAUAACUGAAACAUCUCAAUAUAGUACACAACCUACAACAGACGAAGUAAUUGACACGUUUCUCAACUCUUUAGACAAAAUCUCGGACGACAAGCUGGACCUCCUGAUAUCAGCACUGCUGAGAGUUAAGGGUUCAGCUAGCCGUUCGACGUCAACAACAAACAAUCAAGUAAACAAUAACAACCAAAUGCUAAAUCAACCUACAACCAACCAACCUUCUAUCAAUACAUCUAACAACAAUCAAACAAACAACCAAAUCACACACACAAUAAACAAACAAACAACGCAACCCUUAAACAACCAUUCAACACAACCUUUAAACAACCAAUCAACACAACCUUUAAACAAUCAAUCAACACAUCCUUUUAACAACCACCCAACACAACCUUUAAACAACCAUCAUCCAACCAAUAUUGCUACCACUAUACCACCUAGGCACCCACUAACCUCACAACCUAACAACAACCAACCUACCUACGCCUCUGCUACCCGUCAAACAGCCUCUACAUCCAGUAACGCUAUCCCUCAACCUCAUCCUAACUCCUUUGAAUACAUCUUCAAUAACAUCCCUGUGGAAAAGUGCAACCAGCGUGAUUUCCACAGAAUAAUAAACACUCAAGAAAUCCUCCUAAAUCAAAUUAUCCAAUGCAGAGUCCUUCCAACACAGAUAGCAUACCUCACCACCAGAAAUCCCAUCAAUCACGUCGAAAUACAGCGCAAAGUGCGUGAUAAAUUCGGCGACUCCCAAAUCACACUAACCCCCAAACACAGAUUAUCCAACCGCACUCAAACCACCUAUAAACCAACCUUCAUGAUCGUCUUGAAAGGCAUAGCUAAUUACUACACUGACGAUGAAGUCAAAGUCAUCCUUUCCGACUUAGGUGUUCCAGUGAUCCGUCUCUGGCGCAUCGUAUCUCGGGAAGGAGUAUACACCUCGUUUAUUAAACUUAUCACAGAUAGUGAGGAAAAAUAUACAGAACUGCUGACAAGAGGCUUCUAUCUUGACGGCAUUUCUGUCCGAGGUGAACUUCCCUUAAACUCUAAUCCUAUCCCACCCAUACCUAAAUACUGCAACAGGUGUGCUCGCAAUGGACACACGAUCCAGGAAUGCACCCUAAAACAGUUCCGCUGUCCCACAUGCGGUGAAGAACAUCGUUCUUCAGCAUGCACAAAACAAACCUCACCCAAAUGUCCUAACUGUGACGGACUUCAUGCGGCGUACUCGCCAAAGUGUCCGUUACGGAAAGAGGCCCCUCCCACUCUCCAAGAAACUCAGCCCAUUACUACCCAAAAAAGAAUCCCACCUUACACUUUCACCUCCGAUAUGCAAACCACACUUGAAUUCAUUUCCUUACUAAUGGUAAACGUCCUCCCAGACCGAAGACAGUCGGUACUGGACUGCGCCAACAACCUCACCUGCUCUAUAUCAAAAAUUCUGAAAAGAACCGUAGAACCAACUUUCUCCUCUGAUUGCUCCGCCCAACAACAGCCUCCAAGCAGUGCACCACCACCACCAACGGUUCAGACUACCACCAGUGGUCCCAGUGGACAUAAAACAACAGUGUCUAGAUAA
Diabrotica virgifera virgifera (western corn rootworm) is the source of this 5873-nucleotide messenger RNA. RefSeq names its product fat-like cadherin-related tumor suppressor homolog. The transcript is spliced from 6 exons. Gene Ontology annotation, cellular component: plasma membrane. NCBI's taxonomy places the organism in Eukaryota, Metazoa, Arthropoda, Insecta, Coleoptera, Chrysomelidae. Gene Ontology annotation, molecular function: calcium ion binding. The record is from RefSeq and is a predicted model, not a curated record. The coding region runs from base 285 to 5873 and encodes 1862 amino acids. Gene Ontology annotation, biological process: homophilic cell-cell adhesion.